CUUACUUUCGUCGCUAACUUCCGAGAGGUGAUUUUCUGGCAACCCUGCUACAAAAUCUAUUGGUGACAGAAUAAUUUCAUAAACAGUAUUAUACUGUAGACAGUAUUAUUGAUUUUAUAUAUGAAUGUCUUUUCUAAUGUUAUUGUUUUCAUUCGUUUGUAUUUAUAAUAAAAUGGACGAUAUGAUAUUAAGACUACCGAAUAAUGUUCUUGAAGUAAUAUUUUCAUACUUAGAUUUAGCCAGUCUCAAAAAUUGUUCACUCGUAUGUAAAUCUUGGUACAAAUUUCUAAGCAAUGAAAGUAGUGAAAUUUGGCGAACUCAGUGUUUAAAGAAGUUAGCUGAAGAUGUUAUUAAUUCUGAUUUAUUAGCAUCAGUUCCUACGUAUAAAGAAAAAUUACGUGCAUAUUAUCAUGCUUGGAAUCCUAAUGAUUGCUCCAGAAAUGUUUAUAUCAAACCAAGUGGAUUCACUUUACAUAGAAAUCCUGUCGCACAAAGUACUGAUGGAUGUAGAGGGAAAAUUGGAUUUACUCGAGGUCGUCAUGCCUGGGAGGUAAUGUGGGAAGGACCUUUGGGUACAGUUGCAGUAGUUGGAGUAGCUACUAAAGACGCUGCUCUUAUGUGUCAUGGUUAUGUAGCAUUACUUGGAUCAGAUGAACAUUCUUGGGGAUGGAAUUUGGUGGACAAUCUUCUUCUACAUAAUGGAGAUGCUCAAGGAAAUUAUCCUUUAUUAAAUAAUGCUCCAAAAUAUCAAGUUGGUGAAAGAAUUCGUGUUAUUUUAGAUUGUGAUGACAAUACAUUGUCUUUCGAAAAAAAUUACGAGUUUCUUGGAGUUGCAUUUAGAGGUUUACCAGAUGUAAAAUUAUAUCCAGCAGUGACUGCAGUUUAUGGUAAUACUGAAGUUUCUAUGGUUUAUCUAGGAUCUCCUUUAGAUGGUUAAUAAUAAAUAUUAACAAUGAAUAUAGAUAGAAUAAUAGUUAAUUACAGUAUCAUAAAAUGUCUUCAUUUCAAUUAGCGUUAACUAGAUUUUUUUUAUUUAUAAAAUAAUGCUAGCAUAAAACUUUUUCUUCCAAACAAAUUUAAAUAUUUGUUAUAAUUUAGCAUAAAAAAUUACGGGUCCAAGACUGUUGAAAAAUUUUUUUUUUAUUUCAUUGAAUGAGAUAAUUGAUUUUGUAUAAAUUUUUAAUUGCUAAUUAAUUGUAGCUGAAAAUAUUCAUGAAAAUAGAAUUAUCUACUUUAUAUAACUAAAUAGACCUACAUGUACUGAUCGUGAUCAAUUACUGUUAACAUACAGUUUCAUUGUUCACAUACUUAGAAGAAUAUUCAAUGAUUCCUUUUUGUACUUUGUCUAAUUAAAUUUAGUCCCAAGUUGCCAAAGAGUUGAUAUUUUGAA
Messenger RNA from Chelonus insularis, 1390 nucleotides. RefSeq names its product F-box synaptic protein (gene Fsn). Gene Ontology annotation, molecular function: protein binding. NCBI's taxonomy places the organism in Eukaryota, Metazoa, Arthropoda, Insecta, Hymenoptera, Braconidae. The record is from RefSeq and is a predicted model, not a curated record. Bases 125 to 937 code for a protein of 270 amino acids. The transcript is spliced from 3 exons. Gene Ontology annotation, cellular component: SCF ubiquitin ligase complex; synapse. Gene Ontology annotation, biological process: synapse assembly involved in innervation; proteasome-mediated ubiquitin-dependent protein catabolic process.